GUGGCGAGAGGUCUUGCUGGCAACCGGCUGAAGUGGUGCUUUGCAUGUGAGUGUCAGAGGGAAAAAGGCUGCUGAAACAGGAGCUGCUGAACGCUUGGAGGUCGGCCACGGUCACCUGCACAGAUUCUGACAUCCAGGAGUCAGAGCGAGAUCUCAAGGAAGAGGAGAUUAAGAAGGAGAAGAAGAAGAAGUCAGGACUGAGAGGGAGCAGGAUCCUGGUGCCGAGGCUGGUAUGAGAGAAGAAGGCUGUCCGACUGUCUGGGUGUGAGUGAACGCCCUCUAGUGGAGCUGCUGACCAGCUGUCCUGCAGAGCGCCUGUCUGUUUCCAACCAUCAGUGUUUUCAAGAGGUCUGUGGUCCAGCGUUGAGCAGAGAACAUGUGGUGUUUGGAGCUUCUUUUACCACUGCUGUUGUUCGUCAAAGAUGCCAGUUGCCAGUGGAACGUUUGGGUGCCUCGGGACAUCUCAGCCAUGACAAAUUCCUGCGUGGUCAUCCCGUGCACCUUCAUGUAUCCGUCGGGUAUCAGGCCGUACCGUGGCACUCACGGUAUCUGGUACUUUGGCCAGCCCUACCCUCAACUCUUCCCUCCUGUUGUCUUCAAAUCACGAACGGACGUCGUGCACGAGAGCUACAAAGGCCGCACGAAGCUGCUGGGCGACCUGCACCAGAGGAACUGCACUCUGCUCAUCAACAACAUCGGCACAGAGCACUCAGGGAGGUACUACUUUCGCGCCGACCUCGGUGGAGCCAACAUGUACACGUUUCCAGACUUCUCUGAACUCAAAGUUCUUGAUCAACCAAACAUUGACGUCCCAGAGGAGAUUGUCAGCGACGAGAGUCUGGAGCUGACAUGUUACGCUCCUGACAACUGCCCUGACAUGACACCUGAGAUCCAGUGGAUGUACACCGACUACCUGCCGGACCCGGAGUUCAGCUCUGACUACCUGGAGGAGAGCAACACAGCUGUGCUCUCUGGCACCCUCACCUUCACGCCAAGGCCCAUGCACAAUGGUCAGCUGCUGGGCUGCAGGGUCUACUACCCCAACACUACACUGGUCUACGAGAGGCUCAUCACUCUAGACAUCAAGUAUGCUCCACGCUCUGUUUGGGUAAACGUGUCCUCAGAGGUGAUGGAGGGCAGCUCUGUGAUGCUGCACUGUGAGGUGGACAGUAACCCUCCUCCCAGGAUCUCCUGGAUGUUUGGAGAUCAGGAGCUUCUGUGGGACACGGCAUCCAACAUCUCUCUCUCCCUGGACGAUCUGACGCCUGCACAGGAAGGAAUAUACACCUGCAUUGGAGACAAUGGCUACGGCAUCAUGAACACUUCACUGUACCUUUCUGUCAAGUACCCUCCACGCGAGCCUCAGGUAAAUGACUCCAUCACUGUACAAGAGGGAACCUCACUGGCCCUGCACUGUAGCACCCAGGGCAACCCAGCCCCCACCCUCACCUGGCUGAAAGAUGGAGAGCUGGUUGGCACCAUUACUGCUGACGAGCUGUCAGUUUUGGAGCUUGUGGAAAUCACACCCCAGGGAGAUGGACAGUACCGUUGCCUGGCAGAGAACGAGCAUGGAAGAGCAAGCAGCUCCAUGAACAUCACUGUAGAGUAUGCCCCGGUCCUUCUGGAGGAGUCAAAGUGCACAGUCGUCAGGGAGGGUGUCCAGUGUGUCUGUAUGGCCACAGGAAACCCUGAACCGACCAUUGAGUUCUACCUGCCCGACCUGAACAUCACAAUCAAUGAAACAGAUGGCCGGUACAACUUCUAUACACAUACAGAUGGACACACAUCCACUGGUAUGAUCAAGCUACGAGAGAAGGGUGAGCGGAUGGACAACGGCGGUCCUGCCGUCAACGUCCACUGCAGCAUCUUUAACAUGUACGGAAGAGAGAGUGUUCUUCUGGAGCUACAGCAGGAGAAAAAGUACAUGAUGGCAGUUAUUGUUGGCACAAUUGGAGGAGUGGCAGUCAUAGCCUUCAUCAUUGCAGCAGUGAGAUAUGUUGGCCACAACAACAAGAAAGAGAAUGGCAACCCUAGGCAGGACGUGGUCCUGGAGAACCCAGCUUUGUACUACAGCGCAGUCAAGAAGGACAAACAAAAUCUGAGGAAGAAAGUGCUUAAGACAGAGCUGUUGGGUUCAAAGUUUAACUCCAUUCUAGAGGAGACUACGGGAGAAGACGGGGAUUAUCAACCUGUGGGCUCUUUGGCAGGACUGGAGAGGCAAGAGCUGAAUUAUGCUGCUUUGGAGUUUAUUGGGGCCAGGCCCAGGGAGGGGGCCUCAGGGAGGGGGGAUGACGGCAGCAACUAUACGGAAAUCAAAGCCAAAUGAAUCGCGAUCCUUCCCUGAUCCCUCGGCUAUGCGAGACGCAGUGGCAGCCCCAACACAUCCUCUGCCCCAUAAACUGUUUAAUAACCCACCAUCCACUGUAUUUCCCCUGCAUAUGAUGACUCCUCAUUUCUCAUUUCUUUAGAUUUGUCACAUAUAUUUUACCAUGCCAGCAACCCCCCUCAUGCUGCCCCCCUCCAUGGGACACCCUAUCACAUGCCAUCAUUUGGAAAAAAAACAACUUUUUUUGGUCUGUGAAUGACCCACUGGACAAUAUAAAAAGAAAUGUUUAGCCUCAGUUGUCGUUCAUGAGCUCUUAAACAUCCAGUGUUACCCAGCAGCCAUGUUUUUGUUGCUUUCUCCAUGUUUUUAAUUGUGAUGGUUGAUGUAAUUGUCAAAUAGCUGAUGUCUAAGUUCUCAUAUCAGUUUCAGUAUUUGCUCUACAUCUGUCUGUUCUAACUGUCACUGUGUCUGCUGCCAGUCGAUGCAUCAGGGCAAGGAGUAACUGUGCUUUUGUUGUGUUAUAUUUAUGUUUGUCUAUCCACUGAGAGCAAACCUCUCUCUUUUUUGGUUAAUUCCAUCCGGGAAAGUUAACCGACUGAGGCAAACGAUGGCGACCAUCUCAGCAUCUUGUUCCCACAUAAUUAUGUUUAAUGUGUGCUGUGACUCAGUAGCCUCUCAUAAAAAAUGAGAAAAAAAGUCAACAUCACUUUUUAUAAUUGAAGAGGUUUUGUAAAUUUCUCUGGCACACUGCCCAGUUCUCAAGAAAACAUUACAGCUUCUUUCCAGCCUUUUCCACUGAGCUGCAGAAUGUGUUGAGAUUUUGGGGGGAAUUAUUCUGCACUUUGGCCGAAUGCAAAAUGUCUGUCUCGUUUUCUCUUCCUAAAAGUGUGGGGUCUUGCGGACAUAAGGAACAACAGAUUUGCAAGGGAGUGGCCAAAGUGUUAUCUCUUUUAGACAAUGUGUAUGUGUAUGUGUGUUCAAAUCGUGCUGAAAGAUUCAUAGGACACUGACCACUGGGGUCUUUGGGAAGCUCGAGCACCACUUCACUUGAGAAGUUGAAGCUUUUUUUGCCCCUUACAGGAUUGCAUCAGAUGUUUGAAUGACAAAAGGUGAUGCUGACUAGCUAGGUGGUUGUGCUACUCAAAGACAUGAUGAUGAACCUGAGAUGUAUUAUCAAAUACACUAAUCUUCUAACUUUAUAAUAAUGUUAUCAAUAAUAUAUAUUAAAAAGAUGUAUAUUGAUAGGGAAAGGGUUGUACAGUAAAUACGCUAAAAGUCUGUUUUGAUAGAAGGCAUCAAUGUAAGUAGUAAAUUAUGGAUAAAAGCCAGCGUGAGAAAUAAAAAGCCUUGUCCACUAUCGUUCAUAUUUUUGACUGAACACUGUCUUUAUGAGCUAAGUCAGUAGUACCAACCUUAUGUACUACAGUCAAAGGAGAAACGAGCCAACAUUGUGUAUAAUUAACAGAAUUUUCUAUGAGAAAACUUACACAGGCCUACAAAAGGUAAAGGUGAAGGAUUAGUACAACAAAAGCCUAGAACCAUGAUUUCUGAGUGUUACAAUACAGUUUUCGCUGCAUGUAAACAAAGCCAGAGUCAGCUGUUCUGGCUCACAUUUGCCUCGUGUUGAGACAGAGUUUUGUCGACUAAAUGAUGGAUAUACUGGAUAUUAUUCCUGAAUAAGCGUUCCAAGUGGGGUUUGUUUUUUAUUCCAUUUUUAUUUAAGUAGAAAAAUCAAAUCUAUCUUACCUAAUAUUUUGUGUUGUAAAGCAAACUGUAAGCCCUUUACUUUGUGGUGUUCAUAAUUAUUAUGUAGAUUUUUUUUUUUUUCAUAUAUGAUUGACACAAUAAUUCCGAUCAGGGUUUUGCAAUCUCUCUGCAAAUAAGCACCAUAACUUAAUGAAAUUAGGAAUUCUGCAAUGAUGUUUGCUUGCUCUUUUAUUUUACACAAGUCUGUCAUGCUUCAAGCAAAUUCCUCUGUCUUCGGUUCAAUGCAAACAUAAAUAAAAUCAAAACAACA
Labrus bergylta (ballan wrasse) is the source of this 4343-nucleotide messenger RNA. It is a transcript of the gene mag, whose product is annotated as myelin associated glycoprotein. The record is from RefSeq and is a predicted model, not a curated record. NCBI's taxonomy places the organism in Eukaryota, Metazoa, Chordata, Actinopteri, Labriformes, Labridae.